CUCGCGUUUCUAUUGGUUAUUUGCGGGGUUGUCCCGGAAACCGGGCUUGACCUACCGGAAGCACAUCGUCGCGUCUUUUACUGCAAACGCAGCGCUCUUUCCCCAGUGAGCGAGAGAGAGAGAGAGAGAGAGAGAGAGAACAUCAUGCAGUGUGUGUGGGAUGAACAAGAGGCUUAUGAUGAGCUGCUGUACUGGGACUCACUGAUUCAGGAGGGACACACACUUCACCCACGUGACUACAACAGGUAUGAGGAACUGCGCUACUGGUAUGAGUAUGUGUGUUAUGAAGAUAAGCUGAGACAGUACCAUGCCUGUGUGGCUGAGAUGAAGCAGAGAGAAGCUGAAGUUCCUCCUCCUGAUCCUGAGAAGCUGCUCCCUCAGCGCCUGUUCGUCAUCGAGGAUCGCCACGUUAAGGCCAAACACGCGAGUGUGUAUCCGUGUGCGGAGGAGCUGCAGGCUGUGCAGAACAUGGUGUCCCACGUGGAGAACGGACUGAAGACCGUCGCUACCUGGCUGAAUAGACAAGAAGCUACGAGUGGGGGUAAUAAGCUACAGGGGGUACGCAGAGUGGGUUUGGUGGCGAAGGGUCUGUUGCUGAAGCAGGAUAUGGACCUGGAGCUCGUCGUGCUCUGCAGUGACACACCGACACACAAACUACUGAACACCAUCACCAACAAACUUCAGGAAGUGAUGAAGGGCCAGACGGAGGGCGAGUAUGUCGUCGCUUCGGCGGUUGAGGACGCUGCUGUAACAGUGCGGACUGUAACAGAACCGGUGCUAAACAUGAAGAUUCAUCUCACAUCUCCUGUCGUGAGGGAGCGGGUGGAGCGCGGGCGGGCCAGAGAAGCUCCGCCCGGCGCUCUGGACACAAACAAAUGCCUGGAGUCUCUUGCGUCUCUGCGCCACGCCAAGUGGUUCCAGGCUAAAGUUAACAACCUGCACUCGAGUGUGAUCGUCAUCCGCAUUCUGAGAGAUCUGUGUACCCGCGUCCCUACCUGGGCCCCCCUGAAAGGAUGGGUGUUGGAGUUGUUGUGUGAGAGAGCGAUAUCGACGAGCGAUCGACCGAUGGGACCAGGAGAGGCUCUGAGGAGAGUGCUGGAGUGUGUCGCAUCUGGAAUACUACUGGAGGAUGGUCCCGGUAUUUCUGACCCAUGUGAAAGGGCAGGUGUGGAUGCGAGCUGCCAUCUUACCCUCCAGCAGCGGGAGGACAUUACCCAGAGUGCACAGUUUGCUUUGCGGCUCAUGGCAUUUGGACAGAUCCACAAAGUCUUGGGGAUGAACCGCCUGUCAUCCAAAGUGGGGCACAUGUACAGCGACACACUCCUCUCCCAAACCACAGCGCCAGGACUGAGUGUGAUGAAGCGGCCACUGGAGUCGGCCACAGAUGAAGAAUCAAGCAGCAGUAAAGUCCCUCGCAAAGAGAUUGUCAUCGAGCCCAGUAAUGCUGUGAUGAUGCUGAAUCAGCUGCAUCCAGGUUUGCUGUAUCGGCUCGUGUCCCAAACGGGCCCCGAACACAGUCCACACUUCACCAUGGCCAUCGAAGUGAAGGGCAAAACGUAUGAGGCAACAGGACCCUCGAAACGCAACGCCAAACUGCUUGUCGCCCAAAAAGCCCUACAGGCUCUGGGUGUAGUGGUCACAGCCACAGAGACUACACCUACAACCGAUCAGAAGAGAGGCCAGGAGACCGUUGCCACAGGAACCAACAGAACUGCAGCUGCUGGAGGGGAUGGAGCUGAGGCUACACUACAGGGAGGUCCGAUUCUCACUAAACACGGGAAAAACCCUGUUAUGGAGCUGAAUGAAAAGAGGCGGAGUCUGAAGUAUGAGGUCGUCUCUGUGAGAGGACGAUUUAACGACAAGAUCUUCACCAUUGAGGUGGAGGUGGAUGGACAGAAGUUUCAAGGUUCAGGUUCUAAUAAGAAGUUAGCGAAGGCGAAUGCUGCUCUGGCUGCACUAGAGAAACUUUUCCCCAAUGACAACCCUGAGAGCCAGAAGAAGAAGAAAUUCCCUCCAGUGGGUUACGGUGGAAUGGGUGGAGUCUCAUAUAGUGCUGGGCGUGGCAGAGGAAGAGGAAGGGGCCGAGGAUUUAACACUAAGGGCUCCACUUUUAAAGCAGGGAGCAGUUCCUCUGGGUUCUCAGUCAGUGGUGAGUUGAACACUGAAGGUUCUCAGGAGGAACAGAGCAUCUCAGACACACAUGCACAGGUGUAUCAGGCCGUCCCUCCACCUGCCAGCGGCUACUACAGCCAGCACAGCCACGAGUACGGCCAGUACAGGAAGAACACACAGACCCUGAACCAGAACCCAAACAUGAACCAAAACCUUAACCAAAACUCCGGGCAGAACCAGGAGUCUCUAGUGGGACCUGAUUAUGGAUAUGGCUACCAGAACACCCAGAACUACAACUAUGGGGCAUAUGCUAAUCAGUCCACAUUUGGGACGGGUGGAACUGGAGCAGAGAAUUAUGGGUAUCAGCAGAGCGCCUACCCGAACCUCGGCGGCUACAGCAGCAGCAACACAAACUACAGCUACAAAUAAACACCCUGUCAGCGGGCGGCGCUUCUGUUCACAAGCUGUCAGUGGUCCCCAGGGGGUGGAGCUUCAUCCUGGCAUUACUGCACAGGAGGGCGGAGCUUCUUCUCUUCAUCAUCAUCCUUCAGCCUUGUCUCCCAAGAGCUUCAUCUCCUACCACAUACUUUAUGUCUCCAGAAGGUGGAGCUUCCUCUGCUCCUAUUAUCUCAAUAGUACUGGAGGCAGAACUUCUUCCAGCUUGACUAAUAAAGACUGAUUAAUUUGUAGUUUCGUAGUGGAAACUCGCUGCUCUGUUGAGUAAAUAGUUUUUGUGCACGCUGCUGUUUGGCUUUAGAUUUUCUCCACUGUUGCUUCUUUUUGUGAUUUCGUUCAGUGGUGUUGUUCAGGUGCAUUAGCACGUCCUUGUUGGCGCGUCUACUUUAGUGCGUCUUCAUUAGCGUGUCCUCUGUUAACCUCAGAAGUGGUGUGAGUGACUCAGGCUGACCGUGUGAGAGGAGAGGAAGUGCUCCAGCAUGUUUUUCCUCUGAGGAAUAUUUCUUAUUCUGUCCUUCCCAAGUGAGCGUGAAGUUGAGAAUCCGCCACACUUACUAAUAUGAAUGUCUUUAAUUCUGAUGGUAAAAGUUUUAGUUUUGUUUCUCUUCCUGCUUAUUUCAGUAACUUUCAUCUGAGCUUGUCCCUGACUGUAAGAAUAAAAUGUUUUCUAUUUUUAAACCAAAAAUAUUUUUUGUCUUUUUAACAUUUUCUGCAUGUCACCUGUGGCAGUCACACUGUAAAACCCUGAAGCAUGCUCCCUACUCACUUCUGCCAUUUUGUAGACACUUACACACAUAUACUAUAUCCCACAAUGCACUGUGUGGACUGUAAAGUGAACAGUGCAUGUGGCUUGUGGAUGAAGUUGGGCCGUGAUAUUGUCAAACCGCCCGAUGACAAAAACAGCUGAAAUGUCAUGUUUAUAACACUUUGUAAAAUUUAUAAACCAUGAAUGACAAAUUAAACCUAAAACCCACACUGUGCAGAUUCAGCAUUAAUGGUGGACAGUGUCCUUCUGUGAUCAUCAUGUAGGAUUUAAUGUUAGUUAUAUUAUAAGUUUUGUAACAUUGAUUUUUGACCUUCAGCAGUCACAGACAGAUUAUACACAAACACACAUGUGCCAGAGUAGCAGCAGGAUGGAAAAAAAUGUGUCAGUCACAUGGCUGCUGAUUCACACACAUGCACAUACACAGAUUUUAUAUAAAGCUGGUAUAAGCGGAAGGUGAGGAACCUGUUACUGCAUUACAGCUGAGAGACGAGACGGUCAAGUCCAUACCGCAGGUCUGUGAGAUCCACCUUUAUAACUCAUUCACAUUUGAUUUAUCACACUGUCCUUUCAGAGCUGUGAUGACACUAGUGAUACCUAUUCUUUGUGCUCAAGUGUAUGAUGAUGUCAUUAGGUCCAGGUGGAAAUCUGAGAUAAAA
Molecule: messenger RNA, 3990 nt
Organism: Pangasianodon hypophthalmus (striped catfish)
Lineage: Eukaryota; Metazoa; Chordata; Actinopteri; Siluriformes; Pangasiidae
Gene: ilf3a
Product: interleukin enhancer binding factor 3a
Exons: 19
Coding region: 145-2541 (798 amino acids)
Cellular component (GO): precatalytic spliceosome
Molecular function (GO): single-stranded RNA binding; double-stranded RNA binding
Source: RefSeq, a predicted model, not a curated record